Molecule: messenger RNA, 2020 nt
Organism: Sphaerodactylus townsendi
Lineage: Eukaryota; Metazoa; Chordata; Lepidosauria; Squamata; Sphaerodactylidae
Gene: CYSRT1
Product: cysteine rich tail 1
Exons: 2
Coding region: 402-815 (137 amino acids)
Source: RefSeq, a predicted model, not a curated record
GAGGGUGGCACCAAGGCCAGGCAGCUCCGGUCAGGCCCUCCCAGGGGCGGGACCUGCAACAAAUCGGCCCGGAGUCGCCCCCAGGCCACGCCGAGUGGGUGCCGCUGCUGGCGACUCUCGGCGGGACCCCGACGCUGGCCAGGGGCGAGAUCCAGCAGCUCGGCCAGGAAACGCGCCGGACACGAGGACUGAGGUGGUCAGCUGAUGCGUUGAGGAGGUGGCGGAAGAGGCAGUUCUGAGCUGGUAUGCGGGCCUCCUGUUAUCUGUAGGGGAGAGUGCAAGGCGUGCUGUUUUGAUACCACAGUCUCCUCCGACGCUUUGCAGGGAGCAGUGGAAGACCUGUCUUUGCUGACCUUUAACAAGUACCUAGAGGGGAGGCCUUGCCCUACCUCAGAGGAACCAUGGAUCGUGGGGUUGUGGUCGAAAACCCGUAUGCCAGUGUGAGCAUCCCCCGAGCGCAGCUGAAGGACAGUUUUCUGAAGUACUAUUUGGGUGAAGACCUGACUCCGGACACGGUCCUCUUCAACCCCAGCACACUGCCCACUUAUACAGCCACCCAGAACAAAGACAGUGAUGUGAGCCAGCAGAUGGCCUAUGCUGGAUGGAAUGAACAGAAAAUCCAGACCCACGAGACGUGGGCCAGGCCAUACAAUCCCUACGCCAGCCUCAAAGCACCCAACGGAAGCUCUUUGGAGCAGUUCCACUGGAAGAACCAAGAAGUCGCAACAACUGGAAGCAACAACAGCGGGUGCUGCUGCUCUUGCUGCAGGAAGUGCUGUCCUUGUUGCCAGAAAUGCUGUUGUGUCAUUUCCUAGUUCUGCGACAUUCGCCUCUCUUUUACAACUGACAGUGCUGCUGAAUGGCCCCAUAACACUGUAGCAUUUGCACUUUAUCUCACAGUAAUUUGGUGUGACGUUACUGCUUACAAACCCAGUGCCAGUCUAUUGCUAUUUCCUGUGGGGUGAUGUAAGAAAUAGUGGAGACAAUCAGGGGAAGACAUAACAUUUUUUCCUCCUGGGCACGAAGAGUUGGCAGGAGUGUCCUUUUCCAAGGGAAGGUCCUGUGCAGUGUCAUUCUCAAUGCAAAGGAAUAUGAAAUUGCCACAGGUCUUUUCCUUGAGGUGAAGAGAAUCCACUGCUCAAGUGAUUGAGGCAGGUAUAGGAAUGCGGUACAGAAUCUAACUGUGGAGUAAGCUGCUGUUCCAUUGGGGCAAGGCAGUUGGGACACACAAAAACCGCCAUUUUGAAAAAGGGCAAAAAUCAUGAAAUGCCAGUACACCUGCACAGCUUGAAUCAGCUAUAGUAACAUUUGUGGGAGGAAUGGUUGUUUUUAAGCUUUUGUUCCAUUGUUCUUUAGAUUCUCCUGAGGCUCCAAGUCAGGACCAACCCUGAGGCAGAUGUGUUAGAAGCCUUGACUGUUGCCUGUUCUGUCAGGGCCUAGUUGACUACUGCUUUGGCUGCUGAGCUGCUGACUGGUACACGGUGGAGAAUGGCAGUGGAAGUGGACGGGUUCACCUUGGCACUGCUGGGCAACUGCUGAUUGGAUGGCAGGCUCCCAUUUUAAAUUGUAUUAUUUUAUAAGUCCUUUUCAGACAUUAGAUUUUGGCACUUCUGCCACGUGUAAUGAGAGUAUCCUACGGUAUCUGUAAUCCUCCCAAUCCUCCCAUUUAUGUGAAUGGGGACAACAUGAAUAUUUUUCUACGUGUGAACACUUUAGGAUACAUGAAUGCAUUCUCUCAACAAUCUGGGGUUGAAUUAAUGCAUACCAAUGGUGUACACAGAAGGAAAACACAUUCAGUGCUCCAUUCACACCAAAUGCCGAGUAUGUAUUGGGAUAACUGUGUGUAGAGUGCACUCCCGUUAUGCAGAGCUGGAGGGACAACAUUAAACAUCUAAAAAGGACUAUUCUCUUGCCUCUUGGCAUGAGAUUGAGGGGACAGGGAAAGUUGGCUGCAUCGGCAUUUUGAAAAAUGCAGGCCAUUGCCUGGGUCGGUUGAAUAAACACUUGAAGGAGUGAGAAA